Messenger RNA from Anguilla rostrata (American eel), 1725 nucleotides. RefSeq names its product B-cell receptor CD22-like. Lineage: Eukaryota; Metazoa; Chordata; Actinopteri; Anguilliformes; Anguillidae. The transcript has 8 exons. Bases 1 to 1080 code for a protein of 359 amino acids. The record is from RefSeq and is a predicted model, not a curated record.
AUGGGAUUCGACGGGGGUGGGGGUGCGGGUCUGCGAGGCUCGGUCCAACCUGGCGUGACCGCCUAUGCCUGGUUCAAGCUGACGGGCAGGGGGGUGCGGGAAGUGGGCCAGGGCCCGGUUCUGACCCUCAGGUAUCUGUCGGAGGCGCACACGGGACAGUACCUCUGCAGGACCCGAAACGAAAUCGGGGAAGGGAACUCGAAUGUCAUCGACGUCACUGUAAGAUAUGCUCCUAAGAACACCUCAGUGUCAGUCAGUCCCUCUGGUUCAGUGUUAGAGGGCAGCUCUGUGACUCUGACCUGCAACAGUAAUGCCAACCCAGCAGUGCAGAACUACACCUGGUAUAAAGUGAAUGGGACAGAGAUGAACACUGUAGGAACUGGACAGAAUCUCACCUUCAAUGUGACUGAGUCCAGUGGCAGUGAACAGUACUACUGUGAAGCACAGAAUGAACAUGGCAAGGAGAACUCGACAACUGUACGGCUGAAUGUGACAUACAUGCCUCAGAUCUCUGGUUCUGGGAGCUGCAGCAGAACUGCAGCAGAGAUCAGCUGCUCCUGUGAGAGCCGUGGGAAUCCCUCUCCCAGCAUGGAGUGGCGUGUGUCUGGACUGCGGGUCACUAACUCUACUGAGAGAGUCAUCAGGGAGGAGCAGCUGGGGAACACAGGCCUGAGGAGCUCCCUCACCAUGCGCCAAUCACAGGGAGACACGCCCACUCUCCUCUGCGUCAGCACCAACACUCUCGGCAACUCCAGCCUUCAGCUCCACCUCCCGUCUCCACAGCAACACUCAGGAUUAAAUUUCAAUCCACUGUUACAUAUUAUCAUCAUAGGACUGAUUUGUCUGUAUGUGCUGACUGUUGGAUUUUGUAUCCACAAAAAUAAAAGGUUGUCUAGAAGACUGAAGGGAGGGAGGGACGGGGACACAUAUGCCAGUCUGCAGCUCCCCAACAUCAGCCCUGAAUAUGACGUGCUGCAGGUAAAAAACAAGCAUCAGAAACACACAGGGACUACACAAGAUGAGAACGAUGAUUAUCAGAACCCUGAAGAUGGAAACAGACCAGAUUCAGGGGCUAAUUAAAAAUGUGAGCAUGUUGUGUUUUUUUUAAAGCUGAUUUAUUUUUGCUUUAAAAACAAAACAAAAAAAACACCGAAUGUUGAGGGUAAUUUCUAUCUAUCUGUCCUAAGACUUGCAGAGAUGUUUAUUUAGUAUUUAUCCUAGAGAAUAGAAUUUGGUUUUUUUCAUUUUUCAUUCUUUUUACAGAAUGACUAUUUUUGUACACUUCACUUGCAUCUCUUGUGCUUUAAUGACUGUAUGCCAUAGGUUGUCGUGUAAAUUUGGCUGCUGUCUGUUUUUGAGAACACCAAAUCAAAAUUGCAUCCUCAUGGACUUUCAAAGAAUGUUACAUUGUGCUCUAGGGAUGUGAUACGUUUUGAAAAAGUCCCUUGUCUCUCUCCUGAAUUUGAAAAGCUGGUUUUCAGUCAUUCUGCAUCUUAUGGUUCAAACAGUCUGCUGAAAAGCUUAAAGGAGAAAGACUAAUAUCAAUUACUGAUUUCAAACAUGGAAUUCAUGACUCAGGGACUGACGUAUGCUCCUGUUUUUAGCCUCUGCUGUGCUCUUUAAUUUCUAUUAUACUAUUGUCUCACUGCACAUUUGUUGUUUGUAACUUCAUUGGCAACUGUCUUAAUGGGUUACUCUGUAUUUUAUGUCAAAGAGAUCAAUCAG